AAAAAUUGAAGCAAAAAUGGUCCCCCUCAUUGCGCGGCUUCCUUUUCCAUUUCAAGAAAGUCAAAAAUCCAUUUUGGUCUCAUUCAUCUAAUUAAAUGAAAUUUAACAUUUUUCCGCUCCGAAUGACGGAAAUUUCCCUCCCAAUCUAAGCUCCUCAAAAUUGUCCUCUGGUUGGCUCCAUAGAAGACAUUAUCAAACAGCGAAGAAGAAAAAUCAAGAGGCAAAAUGGAAAGCGAAGGAAACAGUGAGAAGAAAAUGAGCAGCAAACCGAAGAAAGGAAGUAACAUCGUGUCACUCACCGGAGCUGCCGCUCUUCUCACUCUCGCUGUUAGCCUCGCUAUCACCGCCAUCAACAACCGGAGAAACUCCAAGAAAAAAGAUCUUCCGGGAUGUAAUUUUCGAGUUAAUUUGUCGGCGAGUGAGAUUCUAAAGUUAGCUGACCGAAUCAUUGCAAAAUCAAAGGAAGUUCAUGAUGCUGUUGCUUCAGUUCCGCUCGAUAAGGUUACGUACAAGAAUGUUAUAUUACCGCUGGCAGAAUUGGAGGCACAGCAGUUUUCAUUGGUGCAAUCAUGCGUGGUUCCAAAGUUGGUUUCUACUUCAGACAAAUUGCGUAAAGCAAGCGCUGAAGCCGAGAAGAAAAUAGAUGCCCAAGUCUCCUCAUGCAGUAAGCGGGAAGAUGUAUACCGUGUUGUUAAAGCUUUUGCUGCAAAAGGGGAAUGGAUGGGUCCAGAAGCAAAACGCUAUGUUCAGUGCUUGAUCAGAGACUUUGAACGGAAUGGAUUGAAUCUUACAGCAACAAAAAGAGAAGAAGUGCAACGCUUGAGAGCUCAAAUUGAUGAGCUAAGUUUGCAAUAUGUUCAGAAUUUGAAUGAUGAUACCACUUCUCUUUUGUUCCAUGAGAAUGAGCUAGCUGGAUUACCAUCAGAGUUCCUCAAGACUUUAGAAAAAGUGGAAAAUGGGAUGGUCAAAGUCACGUUGAAAAGUCAUCAUGUUGCAGUGGUACUGGAGCUAUGCAAGGUAGGAAGAACAAGAAGGACGGUAGCUAUGGCAUACGGAAAGAGAUGUGCAAAAGUCAAUCUUUCUGUCUUGGAAGAUUUGGUUCAAGUGCGUCAUAAAUUUGCUCGUUUACUUGGCUAUUCAAACUACGCAGACUACGCAUUGAAUCUUAGAAUGGCUAAGACGUCCUCGAAGGUAUUGGAAUUCUUAGAGGACAUUUCCUCCAGUUUAUCAGACUUGGCCAAUAAAGAGUUGGCUGUGUUGAAAGAGUUAAAGAAGCAAGAGGAAGGAGAGCUUCCAUUCGGAGUUGAAGAUCUGUUGUACUAUGUAAAGAAGGUUGAACAACAGGAAUUUGAUAUGGACCUUGGAGCUCUCAAAGAGUACUUUCCUGUCAAUUUGGUUCUUUCUGGAAUUUUCAAAAUAUUUCAAGAUCUUUUUGGUUUAAGGUUUGAGGAAAUCGCAGAUGCUGAUGUCUGGAAUGGCGAUGUUCGAGUUUUUUCUGUUUUUGACUUGAGAUCUGGUGAACUUUUUGGUUACUUCUACCUUGAUGUGUUCACAAGGGAAGGGAAAUAUGGUCAGACUUGUGUGCUUGCUCUUCAAAAUGGUUCAGUAGCAUUCAGUGGUGCACGACAGAUUCCAGUGGCAUUGCUGAUUUCUCAACUUCAGAAGGACAGCAGUGGCAUUCCAGGCUUGCUAAGGUUCUCUGAAGUGGUCAGUCUUUUCCAUGAGUUUGGCCAUGUGGUGCAACAUCUGUGCAACCGUGCGUCAUUUGCUAGAUUUUCUGGGCUGCGUGUUGAUCCUGACUUUGUGGAGAUCCCUGCUCAAGUGCUAGAGAAUUGGUGUUAUGAGAGCUUUUCGUUGAAGUUGAUAUCUGGUUUCCAUCAGGAUAUUACAAAGCCCAUCAAGGAUGAAAUAUGUAAAUCGCUUAAACGAUGGCGAUAUUGCUUUUCAGCACUUAAAUUGAAGCAAGAAGUUCUUUAUUGUCUUUUUGAUCAAAUUAUACAUUCUGCUGAGAAUGUUGACAUUGUUGAGUUGUUCAAGCAUCUUCAUCCAAAGGUAAUGUUGGGAUUGCCAAUGUUAGAAGGAACCAAUCCAGCUUCAUGCUUCCCACGUUGUGCAAUUGGUUAUGAAGCUGCUUGUUACAGCCGUAUUUGGAGUGAGGUAUUUGCAGCCGAUAUUUUUAUAUCGAAGUUUCGUGAUGGUCUUUUGAAUCAGUAUGCCGGUAUGCAGUUUAGGGAUAAGGUAUUGGCACCAGGGGGGGCGAAGGAUCCAGUUGAAAUUCUGUCUGACUUUCUUGGAAGAGAACCAUCAGUUCAGACAUUUAUCGACAACAAAAUUGAAUAUAGUUUGUAACACUAAACGUUUUGGUAAUUAUCUUCUACACCUUUUCGUAUUGCACUGCAAGAUAAGAGUUCACAUAGCAUCUUGUUGCAUUGUAGCCUCUUGCCGUAUAUUCUCAGUAUUACUUGUGUUUGUAUAUAAUAAAAUUUUGUAGAUACACACACCCUUGUUUUUAGAAUGAUGAUUGCCAAGGAGUUGUUGGUUUGA
Molecule: messenger RNA, 2544 nt
Organism: Theobroma umbraticum
Lineage: Eukaryota; Viridiplantae; Streptophyta; Magnoliopsida; Malvales; Malvaceae
Product: Zincin-like metalloproteases family protein
Biological process (GO): proteolysis; peptide metabolic process
Molecular function (GO): metalloendopeptidase activity
Source: RefSeq, a predicted model, not a curated record